Ostreobium quekettii is the source of this 1911-nucleotide messenger RNA. NCBI's taxonomy places the organism in Eukaryota, Viridiplantae, Chlorophyta, Ulvophyceae, Bryopsidales, Ostreobiaceae. The record is from the annotation of a GenBank genome assembly.
AUGUCGGGGCGCCCCGCGGCCGGGCUGCGGGCGUCGCUUCCGGGCCCGUCGGAGCAGCACCGCCAUGGCGGGGGUCACAAACAGAUGGUCACUCAUUCACGCCAUCUGGAAGCCAUGCCAAAGCCAGAGUUACCUUUGCCGGCAUUGAAGAAGCCAACAAAACUGAAAAGGACAGGAUCAGCUUCCAAAAAACGGGUACAGGAACGAAUCAGGGAAGCAGCAAGCUCCUCUACCAGUGAUUCGACUGUGGUGAGGGAAAUGUUCUUUGGCCCUACAAGAAGUGGCCAACACGCAAGGACUCCAGCCCCAGUAACAGAGGUUGGCCAUGCUGCACUCCCUGGUCUGAGCCGGCACAGAUUUGGUAGCAUGGAGUUCGGCCGAACUGAGAGCUGGCAUUCACGGAUAGAGCGCCUUGCAUCUAUGAUUGCGCUUCUACCUCAUACUGAAUCUGUGGGACCUGUCUUCGAGGACUGGGAGCUCAGUGGCCAGGAGGUGACACGCUUACUGUCACUCCUGGAUUGGCAUGGCAAGCAGCAGAGGGCGUUGGAUGUGUUUGAGUGGCUGGAUGCACAUCGUGCAGAUGUGACCAAAGACAAAUUUGUGUACACACGGCUGAUCUCCAUGUUCAGCCAGUCGCGAGAGCAGGCAGAGAUUGCACUGGAGUUGUUUGACAGGAUGAAGAGCAAUGGGGUGACACCGGACCUUAUUGCUUUCAAUUCAGCAAUCACUGCUGCCGCAAAGGCGGAGAGGCUUGAGGAGGCCCUGGGGAUCUUCUCUGACAUGGCACCGGCCAGGGUUUGUCCGGACGUUGUCACAUACGGAGCGCUGCUGAGCGCCUGUGCAAACGUGGCAGCUUGGGAGCAGGCGCUGGAGUUGUUCAACAAAAUGGAGUCCUUUGGCAUAAAGCCCAAUGUAGUCACCUACACGGCCCUGAUGAGUGCUUGCCAGAGGGCGGGAAUGUGGGUCAAAGCAGUGGAGGUCUUCAAGAGGAUGGAGGUAGCAGGAGUCCAAGCUGAUCUGAAGGCCUACAACUCACUCAUAUCUGCAUGUGCAGUGGGGGCAGAGUGGGAGAAGGCAUGGGCGGUUGUGGCAGGGAUGAAGCGUAUGGGCGUGAGACCGAACACAGUGUCGUACAAUUCCCUCAUCAGUGCCUGUGAGCGAUGUGGAGAGUGCGACAGGGCUAUCGAGGUGCUCAACAAGAUGGAGUUAGAGUCACGGAGUGCGGGGUCCUAUGUGAGACCCAACACCAUAACCUACAACACCGUGUUGUCAGCAUGCGGGAAAGCUGGCAGGUGGGACGAAGCACUGGAGAUGUACAGACUCAUGCAAUCCAAAGGCCUGAUCGUGGAUGUGGUAACGCUGAGCUCCCUCAUGACGGCCUGCGAGAAAGUGGGCCGCUGCAAGGAGGCUCUGGAGCUGUUCAGCGAGUUCAAGGGCAUGGGCGUGGUUCCCAACGUCAUAUGCUACAACUCCCUGAUCAGUGCCCUCGGGAGGGGAAGCCAGUGGGAGGCGGCCAUGGAGGUGUUCCAGGCCCUGAAGGACACCACUGAUCAGCAACCGGAUGUCGUAACGUACUCAGCGCUGAUGUCUGUGUGUGAACGGGCUGGCCAGGCCCAGCGAGCGUUGGAGCUGUACGAUGAGAUGAAGCAGCAGGGCGUGUGCGGCAACAGUUAUGUCUAUGCUUCCCUGAUCAACGUGUGCGAGAGAAAGGGAGAGUGGAAAGUGGCCGUGGAGCUCUUCCAGGCAAUGCAGGAGGAGGGCAUCGAGCCAAAGUCGGUCACUAUGCUGGCCAGACGAGCCCUGUACACAUGGCCUCAGCUUAUCGACUCGCUGCCUCAGCCAGUGGUCUCUGCUGCGAGAGUUGCAGUGGAGAGUGGAAUAGCCGCCAGGAGAUGGGUGAACAAAAUAUAG